This is a messenger RNA of Diuraphis noxia (Russian wheat aphid), 1974 nucleotides long. RefSeq names its product short stature homeobox protein 2-like. Gene Ontology annotation, biological process: regulation of transcription by RNA polymerase II. Gene Ontology annotation, molecular function: sequence-specific double-stranded DNA binding; DNA-binding transcription factor activity, RNA polymerase II-specific. The record is from RefSeq and is a predicted model, not a curated record. Lineage: Eukaryota; Metazoa; Arthropoda; Insecta; Hemiptera; Aphididae. Gene Ontology annotation, cellular component: nucleus.
CCGCUCUAUGCUGCUGCACGCCGCGGCCGCGCCGUUACUUGGCUCAGCACAGACCGUAUAACAUUAUAGACCGUUGUCGCCGUCGCGCACUGCAUCACAACGCACCGUAGUCGCGGUAUCUGUUGCCCGGGGCCACCGCCGAUGGACUCGCGAGCGUCUUCGCUGUCGCCGGUGAUCGACCCGGACGACUCGAGAUCGCCUCCUGGAUCGCCUGCACCGAUGACGCUCCUGCAGCCGCGCCAAACCGCCGUUGGACUUCACGUUCGUAGCAACCACAACAAUAAUAACAACAACAACGACGACGACGACAUUGAAGACGAAGAAAUUGACGACGACGACGACCGCCGAUCGUCGGGCGCGACACCGAAAUCACCACAUGCACGCACACCGCCCUCGCCGUCGGACCAUCACCGGGCGCUGAUCGCCGGAAUAACUGCCGCCGCAGCUGCAGCUGCAGCCGUUGCAGAUUUCAAAGAGCCUAAAGAAGACGGCGUUGAAGACUACCGUCAAACAUUCGAUGGUUCAAAAAACAAUAACAAUAAACAAUUAAAUGGUCCGUCCAAUAAGCAGAGACGAAGUAGGACUAACUUCACUCUUGAACAGCUCAACGAACUCGAAAGACUUUUUGAUGAAACCCACUACCCCGAUGCAUUUAUGAGAGAAGAGCUUAGUCAGCGUCUUGGUCUCAGUGAGGCCAGAGUACAAGUAUGGUUUCAAAACAGACGGGCCAAAUGUCGAAAGCACGAAAGUCAAAUGCAUAAAGGUUUAAUGAUGCACCAGAACGUAUCUACCCCUCUAGAGCCGUGUCGAGUAGCCCCGUACGUAAACGUGCCAAGACUACCACAGUUGCAAUUCAAUUCUUCGGCUGCAGCUGCGGCUGCGUUUUCUGCGUUUGAUCCAGCCAUCUUGACUGCUGCACAACAGUUGCAUUAUGCAGUGGCCAUGGGAAGAGGUGUUCUGUGCCCUGCGCCAUAUCCUCCGGGUGGUCUGAGUCUAGCUGCUCUUGCAGCAUUACAUCAAGAUAGACUGUUAACCAAAAAUUCCAGUAUAGCUGAUUUGCGGUUGAAAGCUAAAAAACACGCCGAAGCCAUUAGUAGAGACCAAGAAAUUGUUUAACAUUAGGCACGCUUUUUGUUUCGUUAUGUAUUAUUAUAAUUAUUUUUUUUUAUAUACAUUUUAUAAUACUUUCAUGCAACUUCCAUACAUCGUAUCACACCUACGGUGAGAAAGGUGACACAGUUCAAAAAAUGCCAAUCUCAAAUCUGUAAAUAAUUAAGCUGUUAAUAAAUACGCAUGAUAUACCCUGCGUGCACGAAAAACGUACCUAAUCUUAUCGCCUCAAACUUUAAAUUUUUCCACCAUUGAGUAAAGUUUUUUCAGUUAUACUUUUAGACGAAUUCACAGUGAUCACGGCGAGAUCAGUGUCACAUAAGUACACUGCGUUGGUCAAGAAAAAUUACGCAUUUCAAGUGGUGGCCAAUGUUAUAAUUUUUGUUUAUAAAGUUACAUAUAAAUAUUAUUUAGGAAUCAUAACAACAAACAAUGGUCUUAGAAAAGCAAGAAAGUCAUACUUACGUACAAUAACUACUUUUGACUUUCACGUUUUGUUCUGAAAAGUUCCGUAACAUAAUAUUCAAUAAGGUUUGAUUUUCAAAUUCAUAAUACUCUUUUAAAAUAAUAAUUCAUUGCAAUGUUUUACAAUUUAUUGUCAAAAAUACUUAUCUAAGACUUACAAGAAGCUUCUGAUAUUUCAAUGUAAGUUGUACAUAAUGUACCAAUACAUUUCAUUAAUUUGAUUUUUUGAAAAUCCCAUUUUUUGAAUUGUGUAUCUUUCUUGUUGAGAUGCGAAUUAUUCAUAUGAUAUUAAUAUGUUUUAGUUAUAUAAGCAUGAAUAUAUUUAAUGGAAUAUUUAGGUUUAAAACUCCAGUUUGUAAUUUAAACUUUUUUUCAUAUGACUUACUAUGAACACCUACA